AUGGGACGGCGUCCUAACCCGCUGAUGGCGGAGUUCUUUGUACGCGGUGCCAAGAUCGGUGAUUCCUCAAACCGUUAUGAACAGAACUGCCGACGAUGUGGAGAGCACUUUGCUCGAGGCCGCAGCGAGGCUAUGGUCACUCAUUUGACCAAAAAGUGUCCAGCUCUAUCUCACGCGGAGCGUACCAAGAUCAUCUUGCGUCUUCACGAUAUCUCCGUCCCAGAUGUCCACCCUUACAUCGACCCGACCUUUGACCCUAAGGCGACAGAGAACAACGAAAGAGCAGCGGAACAAGACAAGAACGAUAACAAUGUCACGUUGCCCUUUGGUCAGAACAGACAGAAUUUUGACGGCUUGAAUGUUCUUGCUGAGGCUUCUCGUCGCGUCGAUAGUAACGCACGAGGUAACAUCGGUACCGCCUCUCAAGAUCCGAAUGGACUCCGCAACCGAAUUUCUCGGCAACAGGAGGACGCAGCACUUGAUCCUCAGCUUCAGGCAGGCGCCUUUACUCACCCUCUCUUGCAUGAUGAUGGUACGGAAGUUCAAGGCAACGCCUUCCACACCAGUACGCCCGAAAGCCUUCCGUCACUCUACCAAUACGUAGGUAGUCUACCUCCAGCUCCCCAAGGUGGUCUGGUUGGGCUACCACUUGUCAGCACCCAUCCGCAGGAUCUCUCAACAAUUGCGGCUACCGCCAAUGCGACAAUCGCCAAUGGCUCUAUUAUGGACACCGAUAUGGAUAUGUCAGAUGAUGUCUCUUCCGCCCUUCUUGGGGACCUUCAUGAUCACGGGUUUCCUUCCCAGGGUCGACAGUCAUAUCCCUGGCCAGCAAUGCUUGGAACGCAGCCAAUGGAGCCACUGACCAUGUCCACUCCGGCGCAGCCUAUGCAUGCACCAGAUCUGGCGUCUAUUUCUUCAAGGGCAAUAGACGGUUUACCCUCACAGAAUGUGGAGUCUAUGGGCCGACAUCUCAGACCGAUUGCAAUGAAUCCGAAUAGCCAACCAGCUCAGCUCUCUGACCAUGCAGGUGCGCACUCACAAGCGCCGAAGCCUAAGGUCCGUGGCAGGUUUGCUCCCGACCGCCGCAAGGAAGUGCGCGAGCUUCGAAAGGUCGGCGCGUGUAUGCGAUGCCGCAUGCUUAAGAAGACAUGCUCUCAGGAGACACCGUGCCAGACCUGUGCUGCUGUUGAAAGUCCUCGCCUAUGGAAAAAUUCGUGUGUACGUACCAAACUUAGCGAAGCCUUUCCACUCUACUUUCUUGGGCUACAUUGGGUCAUUGCCUAUCACGAAGUCAACACGUUGAAGACUCAAGUCUCUUUUACGCCUUUUUCGGGGAGGAUCGACUGUGCCCACUUCAUGGAUCAGAAGCUCGUACUAAAGGGUCUUCAACAAAAGAACACAAAGCGGGCUCCCGUCAGCGAUGGUAAUCAACAACCCUCAGGCAAUGAAGUUAUUGUCGUUGCGGAUCUUGAAGCGGACAAUCUACUACCGAAGGUCGAACGAUAUCUUCAGGCAACCUGUCAAAAAUUCGUGGAUCAAGAAUCAUCUCCUGUCAUGCGAGCAAGUCUCCAGAUUGCCCAAGCCAUCAAGCAACAGCAACAAGGCAGCGGGGCUAUUAACAAGCAUGAUAAUCUUGUCUCAGAUGUCAUCGAAUUAUGGACGGCAACGUCAAUUCUCAUCGAUGAUAAAAUGGAGGCUCACUUCGCGACAGACACCGGGUUUGACGAUGGACGAGCUUUGAUCAAUGAGACGACGAUGCCCAUCUCUUAUCGCGUGUUGAGUCUACAGUUUCGAGCGGCGAUCGAGAGGCGUGCCAUCACCGUGUGCAAAAGUGUCAUGAACCACUUCGAACAGCGAGUCUUGUCUCGCCUCAAGAGCAACAGUUUCGAAACAUUCUUGAUUGCAUUCAUCUUGCUCAACUCUGUGGAGCGCGUGUGCUGGUUGUUCCGACGUUGGGAUUCCCGCAGUCAGGAGGUGAAGUGGCCCCUGGACCAAAAACCAGCAUACUAUGCAAAAAUGGGCGAGGGGUUUGCGCAGACAAUCCAAAUGCUGCUAAACAUGCGACAAUUAGAGCCCAAAAUCAUGGUCGACCCUCAUUCAGACUCAAUUGUUGCUUGCAACACUGAAGACACUGCUCUUGUUGAAUGGAUUUCAGCCGUGGGAUUCACGGCGGACCUCGCAGCGCACUUUGGACUUGCCAUGUUCGACCCAGAAGACAACAGAUCCAUGGAUGGAGUUUUGUCCGCGCGAUUGCUCCAGCCCCAAGGUCAUGCGGAUUGA
Fonsecaea multimorphosa CBS 102226 is the source of this 2280-nucleotide messenger RNA. RefSeq lists its product as uncharacterized. The transcript has 2 exons. The coding region runs from base 1 to 2280 and encodes 759 amino acids. The record is from RefSeq and is a predicted model, not a curated record. Lineage: Eukaryota; Fungi; Ascomycota; Eurotiomycetes; Chaetothyriales; Herpotrichiellaceae.